Paramuricea clavata is the source of this 267-nucleotide messenger RNA. NCBI's taxonomy places the organism in Eukaryota, Metazoa, Cnidaria, Anthozoa, Malacalcyonacea, Plexauridae. The record is from the annotation of a GenBank genome assembly.
AUGUCUUUCCUGGGUACAAAACAGCAGGAUCGAUGCAAGGAAAUAACACCUCAAGGAAGCUGGAAAUUUAAAGAAAAGCCGGACAUGGUAUCUGAUGUUUUGAGUGAUCAUUUUAUAAAUAUCGCGGAGGAAGUUCGGGAUAAGGAAGAGUUAAGGAAGAACAAAGCGGAUUUGAGUAAACAUUCCAGCAUACACUCAAUCAUAAAUCAUUCCAAUAAUGUAGAAGACAUUGGUUUUCACCAUUUGGACGCUGUCAAUGCUGAAAAG